AUGGCGAAAUCUCAAGAAGUUCCGAAAAAGAACAACGAAGACGACGACACUAUGGACGGUGAUGAAGAGCAGCACAACUGCCUCGCCAGGAUGAUGCUGUGGAUGCGCAUCAAUCCGAAUCUGAUCAUGUUGAAAGUGACACUCUUUGUGAUGUACGGGGCUACGGCCUCCCUGUUGCCCUAUCUGACUAUACACAUGCAAAGUAUAGGAUUGACUGUGCGUGAGAUCUCUUUCGUAUACUUAGCUCUGCCUUUCACGACCUUUCUGAGUCCACCAAUAACUGGGUUCUUGGUGGAUCGCUUUGGAGAAUACAAGCCGGUGGUGAUCACAGCGCUCAUUCUGAAUGCUGCCUUUCACCACUCGCUACUGCUGAUACCGCAUCAGGAGACCCCUGGGGUGAUGCCGUCUGCCUAUGUGAUGCGGCAUCCGAUCACGAACAGUGUCGAGAUAUGGUGGAGUCCAUGCCCUAGCAGGGAAUGCCCUGAUGAAGACGAGACUGUGGACUUUGUUUUGGAUCGAUGUGUGGACCACUGCAAACUGUCAAGACCUACAGAGAGUCCUGUCACAGAAGCCGCUGACAAUGACGAUAAAGACGACCUGGAUUUCCACAUCAGUCAUAAAAUACAACAACAUUUCCUCAAUGUCACCGAGGAUGAUGAAGAAGAUUUCAAUGACGCCGCUUUCUUUCUUAUAGAAGUUCACGAUGAUUUAGGGGAGCCGAAGGAACAACUUGGCAUUGAAAUGGAAAGAGAUGAAGAUGAUCCGGUAACAGACUUUAGAUCAAGGUUCGGGGAAAAAUUGUUGAUAGCACAAGGUGUAAACAUAACAGCUCUCGACAAGGAGGAUUUAAGAUGCGGAGGACUUGUUAUGCUGCAUAACAUGACGAAACUCUCCCAACAACGCUUAGAAAUAUUAUCAGCCGACUGUAUGGUACAGAAAUGUGAUUUCAGGAGAGGCGGACCGGACAUAUGCCCACCGGAUUAUAAGGAAAGUGAUGAUAAGACUUUCUACAUAUACUUUUUCCUGCGAUUUAUGGGUACCGUCAUGUUAUCCGCCGGUGUGACUAUUAUGGAUCCAAUUGCAUUGACAAUGAUACAAAAAUACGGGGGCGACUUCGGUAGGGAGCGAUUAUUUUCAAGUAUAGGAAUGGCUAUAUUUUCACCCAUCACUGGUAUGCUUAUAGAUAUGCAAAGCAAACAAGCCGGUCACACAGACUAUUCAGCUGCGUUCUACACUUACGAUGUGUUACUUCUGAUAUCCGCGAUAACUGUGGCCGUGAUGCCUCUUGGUGCCAAGCUGCCAGCGGACAACUUAAUAAGGGAUUUGGUCAAUAUCAUCAAGAUGCCGCAUAUAAUCAUUUUUAUAUUCUUCCUGUUUGCUUUGGGCAACUUUUGGGGAUUCAUUGAGUCCUAUUUAUUUAUCUAUUUAAAGGAAUUAGGUGCGCCAAACUUUUUGUUAGGUAUAACCGUGACGGUGGGCACACUGAGCAGCAUUCCGUUCCUGUAUGGCGCGGACGCCAUCACGGCGCGCAUCGGCCACGUCAACGUCAUUAUCGUCGCGUUCUUCUCCCACGCCGCCAGGCUCGUCGGCUACUCUUUCAUCGAGAACUCCUGGUGGUGUUUCCCGUUUGAGGCGAUGGAGUCUCUGUCAGUGCAUCUGAUGUGGGUGGCCGCGGCGACGUACUGCGCGAUGCUGGCACCCAAGAGCUUGCUCGCUACCCUUAUAGGAGUGCUGGGCAUGGCACACUUCAGUCUUGGCAGAGGCAGCGGCAGCUUCGGCGGAGGUCUCCUCAUCGCCUCCUUCGGGACCAGGGAGGCGUUCCGAUACAUGGGGCUGAUCGCCUUCCUGGGUGGGGUCUCCUACGGUCUCCUGCAUUACUUCUGGCUGAGGAACAUCAACAUGUCCACUAUGUCCGAAACGUGCGACCAGGAUACCGAAAGUGCCGAAGGAGACAAACUGAACAACGAACCUCUUCGUAAGGACGCUGAGACGAUGAUAUCUCUAGAGAGAUUGCACAUGAUCACCAGGUUCAACCCGCUGGGGUCCCUGCACUCGCUGCCGAGAGGAUCGCGGUCCAGGUUUUCCCAGGGCGACAUCAACGAGCCGAGGAGCCGCAGCGGCAGCAACUGCCACCGGCGCGGCAGCAACUACGAGGGCUCCGCGUCUAAGGUCGACCUCCUCAAAUCCGCUCUGGAGAUCGGCCACCAGAACACCAAGAGCCACAUCUCCAACCCCGUGCUAUCGUUCUCGAGACCUGCCAAUCAUUAUAAGCAAGCUCAAAGUGCACCAAAGCUGAUGCUAUUUGGUCUCACACAGAGGAACAACAUAUCGCAGCCGGCCCUCUCCGAGUUCGACCCGAGGAGGCGGGAUUCGAUCCCAGAGGAGGCUGAGGAGGACCGGCUGGCGCAGCAAGCGAAGCCACCUUCUAAGAAAACCAAGAGCGACAAUCUACCGCCGCCACCGACGUACGCGGAGGCAAUCAGCGAGAACAGGAAAAGUUGGCAUUCCGAUGACAGCACGCCAACUUAG
Messenger RNA from Chilo suppressalis (striped riceborer), 2529 nucleotides. The record is from the annotation of a GenBank genome assembly. NCBI's taxonomy places the organism in Eukaryota, Metazoa, Arthropoda, Insecta, Lepidoptera, Crambidae.